Lachancea nothofagi CBS 11611 is the source of this 450-nucleotide messenger RNA. Lineage: Eukaryota; Fungi; Ascomycota; Saccharomycetes; Saccharomycetales; Saccharomycetaceae. The record is from the annotation of a GenBank genome assembly.
AUGUCAGCUCCCUCUACUUUUAGUGCAGAAACCGCUGAGAAUUUGGAAGACCUGGAAAAACAAUUCGCGGUCGUGGCCGUUGAACAGGCCGAAACCUACUGGAACUUGAUCACAAAAAUUGCUGGCUCUAAGCUCCGUUUGACCAAAUUCGACGAUGAGAUUUACGAGAAAUUUCAAGAACAUUUCCCUGAAUACAAAGACCUGAAAAGACUCAGCAAGUUUAGUGAAGAAGAGCUGAAAACCAAAGAGGCCAAGGAAAGAUGGAGAGCGUUCUUCAAGCUUUUCGAAGAAAAAGUCGACGAUUACAACUUUGGAACCCUAUUGAGAACCGACUCCUCAGCAGAGUACGGCCAAUUCAGUACCUGUUUCGUCGUGAGAUUGCAAUUCUACGCAUUUGAAAUCGCCAGAAACAAGAACAAGCUAAACGACUGGGCCGUUGGCCAUCAGUGA